Messenger RNA from Boleophthalmus pectinirostris (great blue-spotted mudskipper), 1444 nucleotides. It is a transcript of the gene cep44, whose product is annotated as centrosomal protein 44. Gene Ontology annotation, cellular component: spindle pole; centrosome. The coding region runs from base 76 to 1200 and encodes 374 amino acids. The record is from RefSeq and is a predicted model, not a curated record. The transcript has 12 exons. NCBI's taxonomy places the organism in Eukaryota, Metazoa, Chordata, Actinopteri, Gobiiformes, Gobiidae.
CUCAUAUUCUGGCAACCCUAGCACAGCGGUACAAACAAAAAUCUACACGGAACACGAUUGAGGAAAAAGAUAAAGAUGCUUCCAACGGGAGAUGUUCAAGGUGGCCUUCGUAAACUGGAAUCUCUUAUUCGUACAAUAAAAUACACGGGUCCUGUCAACUAUAGCAGCCUCACGAGUGGAGACCCUGCAGCUUUUCUUCCCAUUGUCAGCCACACACUCACUUCCUUUUCUCCCGUGGUGACUGAACAGUUGGUGUCAUCUGGAUUUGAACUGACCGGAAAAACUGACCUAAGAUUCAUAGAGACUGUCUAUAAGGUGUUGAGAGAUGUUUUCAAAUAUAAGCCAGUUUUAACCAAAGAGCAGUUCCUUCAGUGGGGAUUCUGUCAAAGGAAGAUUUCUGUUGUCUGUGAUAUCAUCAGUCUGGUGCUGCAGAGACACAACCAACACAAGAAGGCUAAACCUAAAUCCAGAUUUCCUGCUUCACACAAGAAUGUCAAAGUAGAAACAAUUUCCUUUGCUGAUCUGGAAAAUGCCGUUCCUGCUACGCCUUAUGUUGUGAACCAUGUAGAAUGUCCAUCCACAAUUCCUGUGACUUUCUCCCAUAAAGAGACGUCUUCCUCAAAGAUCGUGACCCAUUCACGUCCAGUUGAAAGAUUCAUUUCUCAGUCUUCUGAACACAGGGUCAUAGAGGUGACAGGGAUACAGGAGGAGGAGACUGCUGACAAACAAUGUUGUGUGGAGUUGCAGGGGAGGCUUUCAGCUCUAGAAACCCGAGUUGAGAACCUUGUUUCUGAGCUGGACCGAUUUGGUGUCCUGGAGAAGCGCUUGGAGGAGCUGGAAAGACUGAACAACAAAGAUAAAACUGACGAACAGCUUAUUACCAUAUCCAGAGAGACAUGGGAAAAUCUGCUUAGUCGUGUUUUACUGUUGGAAACCAAACUGGAGCUGAGCAGUGCUAAGGAGAAUGUCCCUCCACCAUACCCAGCAGCAACAACCUCUUUUGUCCCGAAUGUUUCAGUUGAUGUUCCACAGCCCAGUGUCAAAUGCUCCACCUUGAGAGAGAAUGACAGAAAAGAACUGGAUCAGCUCACUUUGACAGAACCAGACAAUCAAGAUGAUCUUAAAGAAAGACUGGAGAGGAUCACCAACAUGUUGAAGAGCACUUCUAGUCUAUUGAAGAGCACUGACAACUACAGUUAAUUAUGUUGUUUCUUACUAGUGCAAACUUCAGCACAUUCAACCACUCACUAGGUUCAAUGACUGAAAUACCACAGUCAUUUAAAAUUUGGUUUAUUUUGUAUUAAAUCAUAAUGAAUAUAAACAUAAAUAUUUUUUAGUUCAUGAGAUUUCAUACACUGGUACUUCACUUUUUACUGCUACAUUAACAAUUGGUAAGAUUACUAAAUAACCAUGAAAUUAAAAUGAGAUGAUUAUAAAUAAUUGA